GCAGUCGAGUUCCCAACCACUUUGCUUAAUGCUGGAUACAGGAGCUGACCUGUUAAUACACAUUGACAACAGGAAAACAUCGAUUCGAGUGGAGCAAAAACAACACAGCCUUUUGAAAAGAGGACGACAACGUAUAACUUUAAGAUACUUUAUCUGACACACUUGGUUUCAGACAAAACAAAACAAAACAAAACAAAAAAAUAUUUCCGUUUUCUGUGAAUUUUUUGUACUGUAACUUCUUGAGAAGUGAAGAAAGGUCGACAUUGGACCAAAAAUAACUGUUUGCAAGUUAUGGUCUUAAGAGUACUGUACAUCACUGUGUUUACUGGUCGAAAGGAAAAAAUUGGUAAUGAAGAACUUUUGCUGAAGUAAGUGAACACAGCACUUUAUUAAUUCUGUAACCUACACAUUUAACGUUUAUAUAUAUAUAUGUGUGUGUGUGUGUGUGUAGGUGAUAAACGCAACCACUUUAAUGACAAGUGCCAACAUUAACAACACAGGUUUCAGUGAACUGGUUUGAUUUUACGUUUACUGGAAGUCAGAAAAGCCCUGAGGGAAAGUGAAAACAGUUCCGGAAGACUCUGUACCUUGUCCAGUGAAAGUGCCUUGUUGUACUCUGAAAUGUCUAAACCGAUGGAUCACGUCAAGCGCCCCAUGAAUGCUUUCAUGGUGUGGUCGAGAGCUCAGCGCCGAAAAAUGGCUCAGGAAAAUCCUAAAAUGCACAACUCUGAAAUUAGUAAGAGGUUGGGAGCCGAAUGGAAACUUCUGACAGAGACUGAGAAGAGACCAUUUAUUGACGAAGCUAAACGACUGCGGGCUAUGCAUAUGAAGGAACACCCCGAUUAUAAAUACAGACCUAGACGGAAACCUAAGACUUUAAUGAAAAAAGACAAGUUUGCCUUCCCGAUACCCUACAGCCUGGGCGAUCACGAGGGGUUAAAGGCGAGCGGCUUACACGGGGGCACCCUGGCGGACUCCUUACUUACGAACCCGGAUAAGGCAGCAGCGGCAGCGGCGGCAGCAGCAGCCCGAGUAUUCUUCAGCCCAGCAGCUGCCGCGAAUCCAUACUCAUUUUUCGACCUGGGUUCGAAGAUGACAGAGAUCUCUCCACACUCAUUUCCAUAUGGGUCCCCUCUGGGGUACCCUAGUGGAGGAACAUCUUUCUCCGGGGCAGGUGCUAUCGGUAGUGGGAGCCAUACUCACACACACUCGCAUCCUUCCCCAAGCAAUCCUGGCUACAUGAUCCCUUGUAACUGCAGCGGCUGGCCCUCCCCGGGUCUGCAACCACCUUUAGCUUACAUCUUACUACCUGGAAUGGGCAAACCCCAGCUAGAACCGUACCCUGCCUAUGCAGCUGCUUUAUGACAUCAUGGGGUGAAAAAAACUGUGUAAAUGUGUAAAUAUAUUUAGAAGGAACGUUUAUUAAAUGCAUGUACAAAUAUAUACAUGUGAUAUCGUUUAAUGUCACGUGUAUGUUGCGCGCAAAUUGAGAAUCUGACCCAAUCUAGAAUGGGUUUGCUGAAGAAUCUUUUCUAAAGCUAAACAAAAGUAAAUUAUAAUAUUGUACUGUAAUGAAUUUGUUUAUGACAAAAGUAUUAAAUAAUAUCCAAAAUAUUGUAGAAACACAACAAGCACUUGCCUAGAAAUUGUUU
Messenger RNA from Acipenser ruthenus (sterlet), 1652 nucleotides. Its product is annotated as transcription factor Sox-21-B. Gene Ontology annotation, biological process: regulation of DNA-templated transcription; cell differentiation; anatomical structure morphogenesis. The record is from RefSeq and is a predicted model, not a curated record. The coding region runs from base 622 to 1365 and encodes 247 amino acids. Gene Ontology annotation, molecular function: DNA-binding transcription factor activity, RNA polymerase II-specific; RNA polymerase II cis-regulatory region sequence-specific DNA binding. Lineage: Eukaryota; Metazoa; Chordata; Actinopteri; Acipenseriformes; Acipenseridae. The transcript has a single exon.